Molecule: messenger RNA, 1694 nt
Organism: Exaiptasia diaphana
Lineage: Eukaryota; Metazoa; Cnidaria; Anthozoa; Actiniaria; Aiptasiidae
Product: UDP-glucuronosyltransferase 3A1-like
Exons: 5
Coding region: 160-1689 (509 amino acids)
Molecular function (GO): UDP-glycosyltransferase activity
Source: RefSeq, a predicted model, not a curated record
UGUAUAACAUCACAAUAAAAUAAAGUAUGAAGCUUAGUGGACGAGGAACGCCUGCCUCAAGUUAACGUAACACUAUAGUGGUCACGGUAAAGUCAACUGCAAACAACAAGAGCUGCCAUCAUAAGUUACCAUCAACAACUUUAAAUUUACGGUCUUGCAAUGAAGAUUUUAGUUCUCUUCUGCUUUCUGUGGUUUAUGGAAAGCUGUUUUGCUGUAAAUGUAGUGAUGCUACCGAUGUUUGGGCCCAGUCACUACCUUGUUCUUACUAAACUCGGCGAGGAGCUCAGCAGAAGAGGCCAUGAGGUCUCAAUAUUCGUGUUUGAAGGAGCACAUUACGCCUCCGAAGCAAAGCCACUCGUCAAAGUCUUCAAAGCAAAGCAAGCAAGUGCCUUGGAUAAUUUUGUAAAAGGUUCGACCGUGAAGGAUGGGUAUUCACUGCAAAAAGAGAUCCUCGAUUUAUUGACGUUACAGGGAAGUUACUGUGACAGCUUUCUAAGUGAUGAAAAGGUAUUAAAUAAUCUCAAAACUGCUCAAAUAAUUGUUGGCGAUGCAGUUUUCAUGUGUUCGUCACUUGUUGCUGCAAAGUUUGACAUUCCUCAUGUUGCUGUGGCUCAAAGUGGUCUCGGGACGCCAAUAUUUCAGAUUUAUGGUAUAUCAAGCAAUCCGAGCUAUGUUCCUCAAAUGUUAUCYGGCUUAUCUCCAAACAUGGGUUUACUGGAUCGAGUGAAGAACUUUGGGUUUUAUCUUGGAAGGUUUGCUUUAGCAGAAAUGUAUGCGCGUGGAUUUUAUAGUUCAGUGAAAACAAAACACAACAUCAAACCUGAAGAAAGCAUUUGGAAGACACUGGGAACGGUAGAUUUACUUUUGUUGGAAAGGGACCUGGUGUUGGACUAUGUCGUUCCUUUACCACCUUAUGUAAAAGAAGUUGGUAGUUUUAUGCCUGGUCCUGCUAAACCUCUUCAGCCUGAGUUUGAAUCGUUCAUGUCGAGUUCUGGUGACGACGGCGUGAUACUUGUAGCGUUUGGAUCGAUGUUGGAUACGUUGGACAAUAAAAUCGUUGAAACGAUGAACGAAGCGUUUUCUAAACUUCCUCAGAAAGUCAUUUGGAGAUUGAACACAGAAAAAUUUGGUGGAAAAAUUUCUUCAAACGUCAAAACUGUUGGAUGGCUUCCACAGAACGAUAUUCUUGGUCAUCCUAAAACCAAGCUGUUCAUAGGGCAUGGUGGGGCCAGUGGGGUAGCAGAAACGGCAUACCACGGUGUUCCAAUGAUCUGCUCGCCUUUCUCUGGAGAUCAGUUUGAUAAUUCACGUGGUGUAGAGUACAUUGGUCUUGGUGAGACUCUUAGUGUCCAGACGACAACUGCUGACCAACUUGUUGAGAUGAUAAACAAAGUACUAACCGAGAAAAGGUAUAAAGAAACAGCUGCUCACUUGUCCAGUGUGUUGAAAAUGCGACCAAGAACUCCAGUUGAAGAAGCAGCAGAGCUUAUAGAAUAUGUCCAUGCCGUUGGUAACCUGGCUCAUCUCAAACCAAAGGGCCUGGAACUACCUUUCUAUCAGCUAUACAUGCUAGAUGUAUUGUUGGUUCUAGGAGUAGUAUUUGCAUUGGUCUUGUUUAUUGUUAGAUCUGUUGUGAAACGAGUGAUUAACGUUUGUUGUGGCGCUGCAAAGAAAACCAAAACGUCUUAGAGAAU